UUUGUCAUAAGUUGAGCCGUGUUGCUCUGUCCACAAGCUAGUUCCAAACUUGCUGCUUUCAUCUUCGUAAAAAGAAACUUUUUAUUUGGUGGUACAACGGGGGCGUUUUCCUCGUUCUGGAAUCGCACUUCUGUGCGAUGGGGUGUUUCGGCAACAACAUUACCGAUGAGGAACAAGAAACGAAAAGGCAUCAGAAAAGUACCAACAAAAAGAUCGAAAAGCAACUCCGAGAUGAUAAAAUUGCAUACCGAGCUACUCAUCGUCUCCUCUUACUUGGUAAAUGGCUGUAGUAAUCGGGUUUGAAAGUGGUUGAUUUUGGUUAUGAUCGAAUAAGUAAUAAGUGUUAUUUCUAACCUCCAAGGGGCUGGAGAAUCUGGAAAGAGCACGAUCGUCAAGCAAAUGAGGAUUUUACACGACGUACAUGGUUUUACGGAGCAGUGAGUGUCCACCUAUUCUGUCACAGUUGUUUAGCAUACAAAUUAUUAAGAGUGAGGAAGGCAAGCUAGCGCCGAUCGAGCAAGAAUUAUUCAUAAUGGACGUCUUGUGUUAAUCUCCGUCUUUGCUUCGUUUCUCACAGGGAAAAGAGGCAAAAAAUAGAAGAUAUAAAGAAGAAUAUUAGAGAUGCAAUAUUGGUAAGACUAGCCUAUUUACAAUCUACCACCCACAUUUAGCUCGCGAUUCGUUGCGAUUUCACGGCUUUUUUCGAUUCCUUUCGCUUCUAUUUUUUUGUAAGAUACAUAAUUCUUGUGUUUUAGACCAUUACAGGGGCUAUGCCGACGUUAACUCCGCCGGUGAAGUUAGCUAACCCUAAUAAUCAGUUCAGAAUCGACUACUUGCAUGAAGUGGCCACGACGCCAGACUUCGACUAUCCCCCGGUAAGGCGAGAUGAUAUUUUGCUAUAAUCGUUAUCUUUAGAAGUUUAGUUUCUCUGUAAAAGAACGGUGAAAGCAUCGAAAGUAAAUUUCGAUAGAUCAAGUUUUAAACGAGCGGUUUCGCUCGUAGUUUAGUACACAUUUCUAAUUAUGGAAACCAGAAGUUUGAGCAGAGGGCAGUCGAGCGCUUUGAACAAACAUAAAUGUGUUUUCGUCUUGUGCUACCUUUCUUGGCCCGGAUUUAUGUAACUUUUCGCUAUUUCUUUUUUUUAGGAGUUCUAUGAACACACAAAGAUAUUAUGGCAAGAUGCGGGUGUGCUCGAAUGCUUCGAACGAUCGAAUGAGUAUCAACUUAUCGACUGUGCGCAAUAGUAAGUCUAUUUAUUAUAACAUCUUCUGGGCUUUUUACAUGGUCAAGACGUUGAAAUACUCAUAUAUUUUGUCAUCUCGAUGAUAUGUUCGCUUCACAAGCGCGUUUUCUCGCUUUGUUUGGUAGAAAAUGCGCUUACUGAGCUAUUUUUAUAGUCUUCGUCGAGUGUUCAACGUAGCCAAGGGGUUUUAGGAAGAUGGCAGUGUUUACAAACUAAGUAGCCCCGACAAAAUGGCUGGAAAAGAAUUAUUAUUCGUGGUCAUAGAACUUCUUAGAUGUUAUUUUCUGCCAGUGAGGAAUGUUUCCUUUUAAUUCCGUGUAAGCAUGUUCGCUAAGGAUUAUUUAUUUUCUAGCGGUUUUUAGAAGCGAUAAAAUCGUGAUUUUAUGUUCGAAAACCUCUGUCACGCUGUUGUGCGAACCGUUGUGAGUAAGAAGCCAUAUGCGAACGGAGAGUGUUUCCUUUACUUGGACUUGUGUUUUGUGUCCGGUACGCUUCGGCGUCUCAUGGUUUUUAUCCAUAAUGAUUUUGAUGCCAUUUAAGUAGUUGGUAAACGGUUUCGUAGAUAUUCUUGGCGGUCGGGCUGUCAAAUGAUAAACUAAAGGAUAAUAUUUGAAAGCCGAUUUCUGAUGGGAUGUACCUCUAUAGGGAAGAAACGUUGUGAUCGCUAUACGAAACCUAGAUAGAACGAUACAUAUGCUUCCAGUUUGAUUGAAUGCACUCCGCUAGAAAUUUUUACCGUAAUUUGGAAUACGUAGUCUGUGGUUUUGGAAUGGAAAAAUUAUGAAAGUACCGGUUCUCUGUCAUGAAAACUGUGAACCAUUUCUCAGCCAACUUUGUUUUGAAUUGGUUUCCAUGCAGAAACUAAGACAGCUCAAUGAUAGAGAAACUCGCAGUGUUCCGAAUUUAUUAAGCUAGGUUUUAUUGUUGAUAAAAUAACAUCUAAUGUUUCUGGUUAAAUGACCGUUGAGCAGAGAAUAAGAUCUUUGUUGAAGUACCAAAUGAUCUUAGCACGAACUCACCGAUCGAAAUUUAUUUUUUUGUCGAUUUCAUUUCAUCAAUGGCUACGGAAUAUAGCAUUUCGAGCGGAUCUGUACAUGCUGUAUCCGUAAUAAUUGUGAAGGUGGCGUAUUGAAAACGUAUAAACCGUCUAACAUUCUUAAAAAGUGGUAUUUUGAAUUAUAAUUCGAACUGACCAGACAGAAGAAGAAGAAUUCUUCACGAAAACGGAUCACUGCCUGUAGGUAGGGUCAUUCACAUGAAUCCUAUUUUUAGAUCAAACAUACAGACUCAGGCAGGUUCGAUUGAAAUGAGGUCUGGAAGUGUUUGGCUGUCUAUUCGUGUGUCUCCUCGGCAGAAAUAGAUCAACAGCAUAUUCUUGUUUGCCAGAUUCAAAGCAUUUGCUCACUCACAAGAGAGAAACAUUGUUGGAUCUUGACAUUUCACUUGCAAGUAGACAUCUGCAUGUUUCGAGUUAUAUCAUCGAUCCCUCAGUCUCAUUCUUUUUUUGUGAGGGCUACUAUUCGUUGAUGCUGAAUGUUUUCCCCAUCCACUAAUAGAAAUGCUUAGGUUAGAACAAAUUUUUUUUUAAAUUGAUGUAUAUAAGGUAAAAUCAUUUCAUAGUGGAAAUGUGUAAAACAUUUUUCAUAUAUAUAUAUAUAUAUGUGUGUAGUAAAGGUUAAGAGGCAUAUUUUCUAGUGGUUACAAUAGUACUUUGCUCAAAUUGAAGGGAUAUUUUUCAUACAGACUUGUGUUGUUGUAAACAUCAAACCAUUUUGUCUUUUUAGUGCUAGAUAAUUCUCUGUGUAGGUAAAAGCUAAGAUUGUUUUGAAGCUCACCUAAGUUCUAUUUCUGAUAGUAUGCAAAGGGAAUAUUCUUUAUAUAAUUUAAACUAAGACAUGCCAAAAGAAAUGUUUUCAUAUUCUGGGUAUUUAGAUUCAUCUUGUUUUUACCAUUGAAUAUGGAUGGUUAUUUACCCUGAUUGUUUACUUGUUUGUUUGUUGUUUGCUACAAUUUACUGAGGAUAGAUGUUGCUAAAAAUCAUAAAUAGAUUAUUUCAGUAGUGUUAACUAACCAAUCUUUCUUUAAAAAUUCUAAAUUUAGUUUGCUUCAUAUUGUGUCAGAGCAAGAAAAACAUUUGGACUUCUUUUGACUUGGUAGAGUUUUUACAUUCAAUCAGUUGAGUUAAAAUCACAAGAAAGAUGAGAAAACAGGCUCUGUAAAUGUGGAUCUGCACUGUUUUAUCAGUGUAUGAGCGAUUUUGCUUUUCAUUUGGAAGUAGCUAGUGUGUUUCUUCAAUGUAUGAGCAAAAGAGAGCAAAAAUGUUUUUAAAAAAUUCCUUAACAGCUUCCUUCUUGAAGUUCAGUCACUGUUUUACAUAGCUAUCAGUAGUGCAGGUAUUGAUAUAAACAUUUCUUGUACUUCAUAAGCUGUUUUGUAGUGGAAAUCAAUGAAUGGUGAGGGAAAAACCCUCAUCAAAUUAUACUGAAUGCAUUUGGGCAUUGCUUCUAAUGCAAUUACUCGCAUUAGAACUUCACUGUUGCAGUAUUCAAUUCUACUUUGUUGCUAUAUGUAAAAGUUAAUUGUUGUUGCAAGCUUAAUAUGAGAAGAUGUGAAACAGUUCAUGGAAAAAGUCUCUUCUGUUGAUUAAGACUAAUCUAUGACUUAGCUGUAGCUUAUUGCAUAAGGGGAAAAUUUAAUGAACUAUUGCAGAAAAGGCUAAAACUGAAAACUUGUUCUGGUUUAAUGAGCAGCAGACACACACACACACACAUAUAUAUAUAUAUAUAUAUAUAUAUAUAUAUAUAUAUCACCUUUACAUGAUUUCCUCAAUAGCUGGAUUCUAUCUUUUAAUCAAACUUUUCUAUAAUCCAGAAAGUACCUUGUGCUAUUAACAAGUAGGUGCCACACCUAAGGUGUUGGGUGUAAACUGUAAUGUUCAUCACAAUCGUUAAAACAUUUCCUCCUUCCCCUCCUUGUCAAUGUUUAAGGGUUUUAAUAACUUUAAGUUGACGGCAAAGAAAUCAGGCUGCUAUUGGAAGUUUGUUCUUUACUCAAAUGUUGAUAGUUUCAGAGAAUUUAAGCUGCAAUUUUUGCUUUUAAUAAAGACAGCAAAUUUUGCCUGUUGUCCACUUUUAUUGAAACCUCUGAAUGUUGGUAAGAGGAAAAUUGGACUGCCUUAACCCUUUCACUCCUAAGAUUUAUUAGUAAUUCUCCAUACUGUCUGCCAUAUGAUUUGUAUGAUGUUACUUUGGAGAAUUUGGUAUUAGAUCAACUUGUUAAUAUCCUAAUUGAUAUAUUUUUUUUUAUUCUCAUCACUUGUUUGCUGGAUAUUGUAUUAAGAUUGUGAGGAGGAAUUCUGUCUUGGUCACUCAUGGGAGUUUAAGUCUUAUAAAAACUGAACAUUGUGAGGGGAGCAGGGUGUUUGAGCAAAAUUUGGCAAGGGUAGUCUGCAGAGUGAAAUGGCAUUACUUUCACUGUCAACCCAUCACUGUAGGCAACAUUAAAAAGAUGAUAUUUUACUCAUCCUACUAAGGCCCAGGAAACUACUACUAUAUCUUGUUCUACAUUUGGAAAUUCUGGAGUGUUUUUCUUGGAAAGAAUUAUUGACCUUUGACAUAAUGCUUACCUGAUUUGUCCUGGAAACAAAAAUAGUAUUUUUCUAUGAUAAGUAGUGAUUUAUGAAAGCAAUAUUUUGUGAUGAGAGUGCAUCAUGACUCUGGAUUUGAGAUCAGUUUUCCGUUGGCAAACCAUGUGAUGUUAUAAAACAGACAUGGUACUUCACUUUAAUGGUAGAGCUCUUUACUAAUGGUAAAUUUCUUGAAUUUAAAUCAUGGCUACAAAAAUUUUGACACGAGCAAAUAUGUACCUCUAUAUUGUACCAAGAAGUGACUUCUUCCAGCUUUCUUACUCACAACAUAUUUAUGUCAGGUGGAAAUUUCACACGUUUUACACCUGAAGGAAAGUUUUUUUGCAAAGGUUCUGUCAUUGUACAUGUGGUUUUAGGGUAAUGAAGAAGAAUGAGAGUGGAAUUUGUAUAAUUUGGACAACCCAUAGCGAACCACAGUUAUUGAAUAUUUUGGCUGCAAAUAGUCUCUGUUUCACCUGUGUUUAAGUUGUCACGAUGUGGUAUAAUUUUACAGACAAUCCUUUUCACAUUUGUUGAACCAUUUCCCUCUUUUUUAUGUUAGUAACAGGAAAAUUGGACAUUUUGAGAACAUGCAUUAUUGAGAAGAGAACAGGGUGUUUCAACAAAUCUUGAGGAGUGUUUUAGAUUUUCCUGAUGGUUGUGGGUCUGCUAUAUGAGUGAGAAUGUAGAAGUAAUUUGAAUCUGAUACUCAGUGGGGGUAUUGAAAUUCACUAGUGCUAUAAAUAGCUUUGUUUGUUGUCUGAUUCAUUUGUCUGAGAAAGAAAGUUUAAUGGCAAACCGGGUUCAGGUUUUAUAAUUAUUUAAAUGUUGGCUAUAGAAGGAAAAAAAUUAACAGACAUCCAUGUUAAAAAAAUUGUAGUUACUGAGUACAACAGCUCAAAACUUACUUUGCAGUUUACUCUGGUAUUGGUUGUUGGAUAGUGCAGUGCCAGAAAUAAUUAACUGCCACAGCUAAACAUUUAGGGGUAAAUUUUAGGGGAUUUAAAAAGUGUAAGAGGUGGUCAAAGAGUUAUAUUUCGUCUGAUGAUGAUGUGGUUGUGUUCGUUUUUCUGUGGAAUGACCUGGGAAUGAAAUAUGAUCUUCAUGAAGGAUGUGAACAAAAUCUGCCUCGGUGUUUUUUGAGGAAAUUGCUUUUUUGUGUUUUGUUUUUUUCAAACUUUAAAAUAUGAUUAUUCCUUAUUUCAUCAAAUGUUUUUUGAAUAUGCCAGCACCAACUACCUCUAUGGGUAAUGUAUUCAUGAGCCCACCUCACAUGUAUUUUUUUUUUUUUUUUUUCAAAAAAACAAAACAAAAACAGAAAAAACCUUUAUUAAGACCAAGUGUUUCUCUUUUUUUCACAACUAUUCUCUUAGAUAUUUUGAUCAAACAAAAAUAAGCAUAAAACAUUGAAAGUGUUUCGAAUACCAGUCAGAUCAUAGCCCUAUGUGACUUAAACAGUGUUAGUUCCUAUGAUGUGACAGCCUUAUGAUGUUACAUAACGUUAAUAAGAGUCAUUUCCCUCUAAAUGUAAGAGUGACCAAUAUCUAAUUUCUCCUUACAAUAUUAUGGCUGAAUCAUUCAUUAAAAUCUUGAGAAUAAAGGAAAUGAUCACCACUAAAAGAAGCUUUGAUUGUUAAUCAAAUUCUCCUUGUCAGCGCUUAAAGAAAUGUAUGGAGAGCAGUAUGGAGAUUAUGGAUACUGAUGUUAGGGUGGAAAGGGUUAGGCAAUUUUAGUGGGAUGAUAUUUGCAAAAGCAAUGGCUAUUCUGAAUUAAAAACCAUAUCUUAUUGAUGUUUCCCUCUAUUUCAAAUCUUAUGAUGAAGUGAGCCUUUCCAAUUGUUAUUAAAGUAUUCUGCCAAAAGACUGAAAAUCAAGGGUUGAAUGGGUUUCUGUCAGCUCUGAGGUAUAUUGUGGAGUUUUAUGUGUGUCACAGUUUGAAAUUUAUUGAGAAAUUUGUUUUAAGGGUGACUGCUUACUUUGUUUUACUGUAUACUACAAGUGUUACAUAUUAUUGCAUGCUUGAUGUAGUUAUGGUCUUGAAUUGGCUGAAUGAAUGAACUAUAAAUAGAUUGAUAAAUAGACAAUUUCUGUGGUUCAAAAUUUUUCUUCUUGGUGUAAUAUUUUACAAACCAGUUUGACUUCACUUUUCUUUUUUUGGAUUUUGGUGGGAACACUUUGGAAAGGGAAUCAAAAUUACAUUGAUGUGAUGAUGAUGAUGAAUCAAGAAAAUGUUUGAACUGCACCAUUGAUCUGUAGAUGGAAAAUUUUGUGUACACUAUACAUGACUUUCUUAGAGAGAAAGGAAAGGAAAGUUGGUUUGUGUUUGAUGUUGAGAUUCACAACCACAUGCUCUAUCAGAGCCAUGGUAUAUUAUAUUUUAAUAUCAGCAAUUUAAAAGAUGAAUUAAUUUUUCCUAUUUGACGUCAUCAGUGGGGAAUUCGCAAUGUGCAUGAAUCAUCAAUAUCCAUAGAAGCCUGCGUCUUGUUAUUGAUAUUGAUGUAAUAAAUUUAAACACAACAGACUAUUUUUAUCAUCCUAUCCAACAGCUGAAAAAGAAAACAAUUGUUUCUGUUUGUCAGGGUGGCAGGCCACUAUCACUUUUCAGUGGUAAAAAUACCAAAAAAUUAUAAAAAUUUAAAAUAUGAAAUUAGGGCUGGUUUAAAAUAUUGUUGGGUGAUGACAAAGCUUUUAAGAGGUCAACAAAACCAAAGGGGCUAGAAGAUGUCUUCUUUUAAUAGUCAUCACUGCCAGAUGCUAAGAGAACAAAGAUUUUUUUUUUCAAAUACAAAUGUGACAAAAUGAGGAAAAAUCUGAGACCUGUGAAGGAAGCAAACUGCAUAUUUCUAUUUCUAGGGAGGUGAUCUGGCUACCAGGAACUGGUUGUCAUAAAGCCACAUCUCUUUCAUUGUUCCUGUAGGAGGUGUAUGAGUUUCUCUCAAGGGCAUAUAGUAUACCCACUAUCUCACCUUUCUUUGCUUUUUUUAGUUCAAUUUUUGUAGAGUACAAUAUUUGGACAUUUAAGGAAUCUGAAGACUUUUCUUUAAGAAGAUUGAUUUUCAUCUUCAAGAUUCCUAAAAUAGCUCAAUAAUUGCAUAUUUUGAUAAAGUAUAUCUGAGAUACUCAAGCAUAAUUAUGCACUGUGUGAGAUCAAUUGAGUGCUUCAGAAAUCAAUUUUCCUUUUAUGUAAACUGAAUUUUUCCAAGUGAAAAAUUCAGUAUUGACUUGUUAGUCUGUUUGAUAGUAAAAAGUUGCUUUGAAAGGUAUUGUGGCAAAUUAAAAGGCCUGAAGGUGGCUGGAUGUAUUUUUAUUCUUUUUUUUUUUCCUCUCCAGUUUUUUGGACAGGGUGGACACAGUGAAACAGCCAGACUAUCUUCCAGUGGAACAGGUUGGUGCACUGAAACUGAGACAAGAAGGCUGUAACUCUUAAAACUGUAAUGGGUUUCUGUUUUGGUAGUUUUUAUUUAUUUUUCUUUUCAUAAGCUUUAAGGUACUUCAUGGUUUUGAUAUUUUUUGGAUUGCCUGUAUUUGGCUUGGGUACACGAUGAUAUCACUCUUUUCUUUUAUUGAUGUCUGAACCCUUUAACCCCUAAAUCAUCCUGACAAUAAUGCUGCUAAAUCAAACACGAGAGUCACAAGAAUAAAAGAAAUGAUUGCCAACGUAGGGAGCUCUUGACUGUGAAACAAAUUAUUAUUGUGAGUAACCUGGAAAAUAUAGAGAAAACUGCUCUAAUUUUAAGGCGUGAAAGGUCAAAAUCUCUGUUGGGUAGUGCUGUGUCUCCAUACCUUACUGUUUUAGUGUAUAAUAGAAGUUAUAUUAAAAGCUUUCUGAUUUUUGCUUGACCUGAAAUAUGCAUUUUCCAGGAUCUGCUCAGAUGUCGAGUUCUGACUUCAGGAAUCAUUGAAACAAGAUUUAAUGUGGAUAAAGUGAAAUUCCAGUAAGUUUUCUGAAGCUUUUUAUAUUGUUUAUUGAUGUAAGGUCUCUGAUUUGCAUAUGUUAUUCCUAGUGUACUCUGUUAUAGUAUUCAUUAGUUAAACCUUUUUAAAUCUGAUGAUUAUUUUCUAGAAGUUUACUAAUGAGUAAACUGGAACAAAGGAAAUGUUCAAUUACUUUACUCAUGAGAUUAUGUUUUAACCCUUUAACUCCCAAGAUCUCAUCAGUAAUUCUCCUUUCUGUCUCCCAUACAGUUCUUGUGAUGUUAGUUUGGAGAAUUUGAUAUUGGAUCAACUUAUAGUCCCCUAAGUGAUAGUUUUCUUCUUUCCCAUCACUUUACUGCUUGAUAUUGUAUUGAUAUUGUAAGGAGAAAUUCUGUCUUGGUCACUCGUGGGAGUUAAAGGCUUAAAUUAUUUGGAAAGGAAUCGGCUAAAGGAGUCUAUUUUUAUCCUUACAGCAUGUUUGAUGUGGGUGGCCAAAGAGAUGAAAGAAGGAAAUGGAUACAGUGCUUUAAUGGUAAGAAUCAUAUAAUCUAGUGUUCAAAUAAAUAUGGUUUAUGCAGCAGUAUAACACCCAAAUCAAAGGUAUAAUUGCUCCGAAUUGGGUUUAACCUGAAAUGAUCAUUUUCAUUAUCUUUCCAUGGAUCUUUCCUCUGAUUCACACAGUGAUGUAAUCACUGAUGUAAAUACUGUGAAACUCUUUGUUAAUCUUGUUGUCUCCACAAAAUUGGAAUUAAGCCCCAAAACUUGAGAAUGCUGUAGUAAAAGUCCAUUUAAGUAUCUCAUUUGAAAGCUUUGGUACUAACUAACUCUGGUUGAAAUCAAUAUUCUUUACAUAUUAUUGCAACAAAAACCACAAAGCUUUGUGCUCAGUGAGGUAUUAUUUAAAAUUAGCUAGUUGUAAGUAAGUUACAAUCCGAAAUAAGUGUAAGUAUAUAUGAAUUGGUAUUAGAAAAGUUUUGGUAAUGAAGUUAAUAAAAAAAAAAUUAGUACUGUUUAAACAUGUGAUGAGCUGAUCAAGGAUCAUCAGCCUUGUGGUUAAAAAUUGAGAUUACAACCUUUUCAGCCUGUAACUGAACAAUGUCUUUUCACUUUGCUUACAGAUGUUACAGCAAUAAUAUUUGUCGUUGCAUGCAGUAGUUACAAUUUGGUACUAAGAGAAGAUCCUAGCCAGGUAAGUUUGUCUUGUAUCUCAUCUUCUGCAAGAAUGGUGAAAAGGAAAUAAAUACAAUGUUUCCUCGUGUAACAUGCUUAAAAGUUUGGGAGGGAGGACCUAAAAUAUAUCCUUACUCAAUAUGCCACUCUUAAACUCUGUUGUCGCACUUUUGGCACUCAAUGUGGUAGAUUGUGAUUUUACUCUGUGGCGGGAACAUACAUGGAAAAAAUUUUGAAAUAUCGACUGACCUCUGAGAGAUUCUUGGUAACUAAGUCAUGAAACUAAGUUCAUAUGACAAAUAUCCUUGAUCCCAUGUGGAUUUUAAUUAUGAUUUAUCGAACAAACAUGAUGGAAAUGUGGGUUAUGGUUGACUGGUGUUUCAAGUUAGGGCAGUUUUAUGCCCAAAGAGAAAGAAAUGUGUCAUAAAAUUGUCAUCAUUCAACGUCAUUGUUUUGGUUUUUUACCAACUUCACUACCAUUAUUAUUUUGCGAAAUGAUCAUAAUAACUUUUGAUCACUGGUGGCUGUGCGAGAUAUUUGUGAUGGCCUAACUACAGCACAUGUGACAGUGGAGGUGUCAUGGGUUUGAGUUCAGUUGUAAACACUUAAAUUUUUUUUUCUCCAAGUAUAUUGGUGUCUUUGACCAAACAACAUCAACAAUCUCUUCUUUUUGUUGAAGGAAGUUAUCACAGAGUACUAAUUUUGAUGUCAACUCUUUAAUCAUGUUCAUUUGGUGAUGACUAGUAUUGAUGCAGCCUUCUUAAACGAGUGGAACUCCUUCUUCACUCCUGUGAUUAGUUUCUGAACCCUUUAACUCCUAAGAUCUGAUUGUUAAUUCUCCCUUCUAAUUUCUACAGAUUUCCUUGUAAAUAAGUUACAAGAAUUCAGUGUUAGAUCUGAGUUACAAGUUUGAGUGUUUUCAUAACCUGUUUACUGGAAAAUGUAUGGAUAUGGUAAAGAGGUGAAAUUUUAAUCACUUCUGGGAGUCAAAGGGUUAAGCUUGAUGAAUGAAAAGUCUUCAAUUGUUGUUACUGGCUUUUAAAAUAAUGAUAUACAAGUCUUAUAAAUUCCUUUUUUUUCCUCAGAAUCGGUUGAAGGAGAGUCUUGAAUUAUUCAAAAGUAUUUGGAAUAACAGGUUUGUGAACUGACAGUAUUAUUCAGUAAAAAUUGGAACAAAUAGUUUAUCUUAAGUGGAAUAGUAUUGAACAGCCAGCUAAAAGAGUUUUCCUAAUAUUAUUAUGCUGCUUGCAGCACCCAUCGGGUGUAUGAAUCAAAUCCUGUGUUAUGAUUGGCUACCAUGUGGGGGGAAGAUGGACCCAUCUUGCCUGCACAGGACUGCCUGCUUUGAUUCCAGGCAAGGGGGGAAAAAAAAAAAAAGGUUUAUAAUUUUUGGACUUUGUCAUUGAUGGAGUCACAAAAAGGGGCAGAAGACUGUCUUAUCAAAGAAAACUUACAAGACUCCACAGGUUUAAUGUGCUUCAACACAAUUGGCUUUCUAUCCCAGUGCUUAAAAUACAUGAGUCAUUCUUGAUUCUUAAUAAAGUGAGGUGGUUUUGCUAUAUCAUAAAUCCGACAAAGCUUGUUCAGUUAAGAUGGCUGGAUAUUAGCCUUGUUCUUUAUUUGGGUUUUUAUUGACCAAGACUUCAACUUGGUCCAUAAAAACACAGAGAAAGAAUUUGGUUAAUGUCUAGCCAUUUUGACCUCCUGCUUGGUCAAUAACACAUUUGUAAAUCUUAUUUUGAAGAGGCUCUUCUGUCAGCCCCUGAAAUUAUUGAAAUGAGUGGGUUAUAAAUGGCAUACGCAUAGCGGCCAACAGUAAAGUGAAUGUUCCAAGGGUUGUUGGAGAGAUUUGAAGGAAUAAGUUAAAAAGAACAGAGAGCAUUUUUUUUCCUACUUAUACUUGCAAAUGGUCAUUUUUAGUUUGUGAAAACCUUGAAUGUAUAGUAAUAUCAUCCAUUCUCAGAACCUUUUAACUACUUUGGAUGUUAGCUGAUCAAACUGUUCAAUAUUACAGACAUACUUUAUUUGUUGCAUAUCACAAACAAUCGACCAAAGCAAAAUAACAAAAGAGCUGUCCAUAUGAUAAUACAGCACUCAAAUGUUUCUCAAAGGGGUGUUUUUUUUGUCAUUUGUAAAUCACAAGGUUAAGUUACAAUAGGAUCCCUAAUUUAUUUUUAGCCACAAUGCCUACCUUUGAAUCUUUUGAAUUAAGCUAUGUCUAUGUUCAUGGUGCCUUAAGGCAUUUUUGAACUGUCUGUGCAUCUGUAGAGCAGUAAUCACGUAGUAUGUAGUGUAUUAGUACCAUAGUUGCAGUCAAGUUUUAUGUUUUGCACAAACCCAGCAGAUAAAGUGAUGGAAGGGGUGAAUUUCUGUUUAUUGUUAGCUUUGUGGUUCCCACACAAUGUUAAUAGUGUACCAAAUACAUGCCCAAGUCUUGCCAUAAAUCACCUUUAGAUGUGAUUACUUAAGUAUUGAGCAACAUUUUGAAAAAUAUUUACAUGGAAUGUUUUCUGAAGUUGUCAAAAAAUGUUUUGAAGUUUUGAUGUCAGUCAAAUUCGAGAAAAUCGUUUUCCAUUGUUCUAUUCUUAAAUUGGAAUUAUUUAAACUUAGCAGAAUGCAUGUGGAAUCAAGACAAUGGUUUAAAGGGAUUAUGCUCUCCCAGCUUUACCUAAAGAUCCUUCCAAGCAUAUAUAUUUUUUAAAGACUGUAAUGCUUUGAGUCUGUCUUUAUUCGUUUUAGAAAUUUGGUAAGAAUGCAAGAAGUGCUCAACGGCAGAACAAAUAAAAGUAAUACUGUAAUUGUUUUAUUUCUUCCCAGAUGGUUGAGAACAAUCUCAGUAAUAUUGUUUCUCAACAAACAAGAUUUGCUUAAAGAAAAGGUGCGGGCUGGCAAGUCCAAGAUUGAGGACUAUUUCCCGGACUUUGCGCGUUACAGAACUCCUCCUGAUGGUAAGACGUACACAAGAAAAUCAACCUCAUAAUGGUGUAGCUCACUGUAGAGUCUCUGUGUCUGAGUGUUAGGAAAUGGGAACACCUAAUACGAACCCCUGUGGUUCGAUUCCUCAUGGGGAUCAGAUUUUUUUUGUCAGACGCUUGUGACGAGACGGGAAAAAACCCUUUUCUCUAGAAAAAAUGGAGUUAGGGUUUUGAGGAGGGCUUUAUAUACGGUUCCUUCCAAUGACUUGAUUUUAACCGUGGAAUACCUCAGAGGCUUAAAAAGGUCAUGUUUUUGAAUCGUGAUUGGUGCAUUUCUACUUAUUUUGUUUCGUGCUUAGUUAUUAUGUCAUUAACAAGCACGUUAGUGUAUUUUUUCGCUGUAUCUACUCUUUAAAAUUUGAUUAUAAAUUGAGCUACAAAGUAUUCGCUAACUUUUCGGAAAUUUAAACAUUCCCUGCUAUCUGAAUCGUGGCUUUUUUACGUCCUCAGUUAGUUCUUUGUUUUGGUUAAUGGUCCGGAAAUAUGAUUGAUUUGGUGUAGGUAGUGUAUUGAGUACAACUGAAAGUGUAUUAGUGUUCAGUGUGCAUUGAUUUGAGUCAGGCAAUCUAACGUGAAUCUAUGAGAGUUUUUUCUAGCUGAUAAGUUAAUGUGCGCCACAAUGAGCAACAUAACAGUGUCAACGCGGUUAGGAAACUAACUUUUCUUGCCAAAUAGCAAUUUAUUCACUGGGUAGUGGCUACCCAUCCUUCAGUCAAUUGAAAGCUCUCUUCUUUUUGUCUGAAUUUUAAAACAAAAUAAAAUGAGACGGGCACUAGCCUAUAUCUUCUGUAGUAUCUUCUUUAACAACAGUCCAUCGUCUCUUCACUUACAUUGUUUUUUGUUUAGCCACGGCAGAGCCUGGGGAUGAGGAAUCGGUGACAAGAGCUAAAUAUUUUAUUCGUGAUGAAUUCCUUGUAAGUACUGCUUGGAUUCUCAUUUAAAGGGAGCCUCGUUGAUGUCUUUAUUUCCUAAUUGUAGGACAGCCUUCAAAGUGAUAUAAAAGAUUGCAUUAGUUUUCUCUGUUGGCAUUAUGAUUACGUAACGAUCACAUUUAGCUCUCUACUUCUGAUAGAUAUCAGCCUCUAUCCGUUCGAGGAAUUAACCGCGUGGGAAAAAACUCCAAUAUUCCAUUUAAGAAAUUUCCUCUGUCUUCCCCCCCCCACAACCCUCCACCUUCGCCGCAUGUCAUAUUGCCUUGGGAUUUCAUGUAACAGUUCUCUUUUGUCUCAUCUAGCGGAUCAGCACAGCCAGCGGAGAUGGUAAACAUUACUGUUAUCCACACUUUACAUGCGCAGUAGACACGGAGAAUAUUCGACGGGUGUUCAACGACUGCCGCGACAUAAUCCAGCGGAUGCAUCUCCGCCAGUAUGAGCUUCUGUGAUGGGUUCCCUCUUCUCCUUCCCCAACUUUUCAUCCAGCUUUCUGAACAGCCCUGACCAAGGCUGCUUGCCAUGUUCUGUGCUAUUAUACCACACAAACAUUCAGCUGUUUUAUUCCGAUAUGGGACGGGGAAUGCAGUGGGGCGUCGGCUUCAAUGUCUACUCCAAACAUACCAGCGAUGAAAUUAUGUCAGAAACCAGCCUUGUAAAGUAGUGUACAAAAAAAAAUUUAAUGCAGUGGAAUAAUGUAGCGUUUAGUUUUCUGUGGCUUUUCACAGGACUUUGUCUGUCAGCUGUAUCGUUCUGUGCCGAGAAAAGGAGAAUUUCGUUGGGGGUGGGGGACGGGGGAUUUAGCGCGUGGUGUCUGUCCACAUAGCGUUCUUUGGUUCUUAGUCCUCUUUGAAACUCGAAAACUUAUCCUAGAAGAUGAAUUUCUUAUCGCACGUUCCUGGCCGUAGGCGCCAAGAACUCAGCCAAUGAAAUUUGCUAGAUCUUGAAAAAAACUCAACAGUGUGCAGGCAAAGAAAAUGUAUUUGUGAGAUUGGUUACUCAUGUCAGUGAAGACGAAGUUGUCUUCCUGGUGGUUACCAUAGAAACGAAACGUGCCAGCGCUCUCGGUAGAAAUUUGUCUUUCUUUUUUAAGACGCGUGAAAACUCUUAACAAGAAUUUUCUUUCUUCAUGGUACCUGGUGACCGAGUAAAUUAAAAU
Messenger RNA from Pocillopora meandrina, 15015 nucleotides. Lineage: Eukaryota; Metazoa; Cnidaria; Anthozoa; Scleractinia; Pocilloporidae. The record is from the annotation of a GenBank genome assembly.